Oncorhynchus masou masou (cherry salmon) is the source of this 5148-nucleotide messenger RNA. RefSeq names its product solute carrier family 1 member 1 (gene slc1a1). Bases 272 to 1861 code for a protein of 529 amino acids. Gene Ontology annotation, cellular component: plasma membrane. Gene Ontology annotation, biological process: L-glutamate transmembrane transport. The transcript has 12 exons. Lineage: Eukaryota; Metazoa; Chordata; Actinopteri; Salmoniformes; Salmonidae. Gene Ontology annotation, molecular function: L-glutamate transmembrane transporter activity; L-cysteine transmembrane transporter activity; glutamate:sodium symporter activity. The record is from RefSeq and is a predicted model, not a curated record.
CACACUUUCUGCCUCACACAAACACAGAGACACACACAGGAGGCGGUUCUCUCCAGUCCCUCUCCAUCAGAAACAACUGACAGCCAGGCAGGCUAGCUGCAUCCUCUGGUAGCUAUAGCAGCAGCGCAGACAGCUACAGCCGCCUCUACUGUCUGCUGCAUCUGUCAGCUGGCCGCCUGAUACGUGGAGCCUUUUGUGUCUCCCUAGAGUCCCGACUCCCAUUUGUGCUCUCUAUUGCGGGGGCUAAAGGAAACAACCAACAGCCACACCAAUGGACAUGAUGGGGAAGAAAGAACGCAGGGGCUGGGACUUCAAAGGCUUGCUGAAGAGGAACUGGCUGCUUAUUGCAACCAUUGUGUCGGUGCUGUUAGGGAUAGGUCUUGGGGUGGUGGUCAGGGAAUAUGCCUCCCUCUCCCACCUUCAUAAGCAGUAUUUUGGCUUCCCGGGAGAGAUCCUGAUGCGGAUGCUCAAGCUGGUCAUCCUGCCCCUCAUCAUCUCCAGCAUGAUAACAGGAGUCGCCGCCCUGGAUUCGGAAGUUUCUGGAAAGAUAGGUUUGAGGGCUGUGGUGUAUUACUUCUCCACCACCAUCAUCGCAGUUAUUCUGGGUAUUGUAUUGGUGAUGACCAUCAAACCUGGUGUCUCUCAGGAGGCCGAACAUAUCGACAGGACAGGGACCACACCAAACGUCACCACUGUCGACACUCUACUGGAUCUUGUCAGAAACAUGUUUCCUGAAAACCUACUGCAGGCUUGUUUCCAACAGUACAAGACAAAGCGCAAAGAGCUGGAACCACCUAAAGUGAAGGGGAACACUACAAUUACAAUGUUCCCUCCUCUCUCUACCGCUGUCAUGGCAACCAUUUUCCCCCCAGAGAACAUCACCAAGGACUAUAAGAUUGUCGGGUCAUAUUCUGAUGGGAUCAACGUGCUGGGCCUCAUCGUGUUCUGUGUGGCGUUCGGCCUUGUCAUCGGCAAGAUGGGCGAAAGGGGACGCAUUCUGCUGGAAUUCUUUGACGCUUUAAACGAGGCCACCAUGAGGCUAGUCCAGAUUAUCAUGUGCUACAUGCCAGUGGGGAUACUCUUCCUCAUAGCUGCCAAGAUCAUUGAGGUAGAAGACUGGGAGAUCUUCAGAAAGAUGGGCCUGUACAUGGUGACAGUGCUGAGUGGCCUAGCUAUCCACUCCACCAUUUGUCUGCCGCUGAUCUACUUUGCCAUUGUGAGGAAGAACCCGUAUACCUUUACCUUAGGGAUGGCCCAGGCACUGGUCACUGCUCUAAUGAUCUCUUCCAGCUCUGCCACCCUGCCGGUCACCUUCCGCUGUGCCGAAGAGAACCUCCGGAUCGACAAGAGGAUCACCCGCUUCGUGUUGCCUGUGGGCGCCACUAUCAACAUGGAUGGCACGGCUCUCUACGAGGCGGUUGCUGCCAUCUUCAUUGCCCAGCUCAACGACUACUCUCUGGAUGUGGGUCAGAUUGUCACCAUCAGUAUAACAGCAACAGUAGCCAGCAUCGGAGCUGCCGGUGUACCUAACGCUGGACUUGUCACCAUGGUGAUUGUGCUGACUGCCGUUGGACUACCUGCAAAUGAUGUCACUUUAAUUGUUGCUGUGGAUUGGCUACUAGACCGCUUCCGCACCAUGAUCAACGUGCUGGGGGAUGCCUACGGAGCUGGCAUUGUCCAGAAGCUGUCCAGGCGGGAGCUGGAGAGGAUGGACAUCACCUCGGACGUGGACGUGACCAACCCCUUCGUCCUGGAGACCACGCUGGACGAUGAGGAGUGUGAGAAAAAGUCUUAUGUCAACGGCGGCUUCACCAUCGACAAGACCGACGCCAUCUCCUUCACCGAGACUUCACAGUUUUAGGAAGGAGGGCGGGGAGCCAAGAAGUGCCAUUGCUGCUAGAUGUUAGCCUGGUGGUCCCAUCCUGUUUGUAAGCAUGUUUCUAGAUCUGUUUGUGCUGUCUUGCCAACUGCUAUGGGCAUUGGCGUGACAACGACUAUUGGUGUUGGCGAGACAACACAAACAGACCUGGUACCAGGCUAGUCUGUUUGUGAUUUAGCCAACUCCUGUCUAUGUUUGUUCAUUGCCAUGUAUACAGUGUAGUACGGCUUGACAAGGAUAGAAGAGUUGGCUAUAGCCAGGGGUGAAAGUCAAUUUAAUUUCUUCCCAGUACAGGACCGCCUAUGUGUGUACGCACUCCAUCAUAGAAUUGCAUAUAGAAUCCCUAUUCAUUCAUAAUGAUCUCUGUGGGCUCAGUCGUAAAGAUUUAUAAUUAAGGACUCCCGUGUGGCGCAGCGGUCUAAGGCACUGCGGUGCUUGAGAUGUCACUACAGAUCUGGUUUCAAUCCCGGGCUGUGUCCCAGCCGGCUGCGACCGGGAGACCCGUGAGGCGACGCACAAUUGGCCCAGUGUCGUCCAGGCUAGGGGACGGUUAGCCUGUCACAUUCUAGCGACUCCUGUGGCGGGCCGGGUGCUUGCACGCUGACACGGUCGCCAGUUGGACGGUGUUUCCUCCGACACAUUGGUGCGGCUGGCUUCAGGGUUAAGCGAACAGUGUGUCAAGAAGCAGUGCGGCUUGGCAGGGUCAUGUUUCGGAAGAUGCGCGGCUCUCGACUUUCGCCUGUCCCAAGUCUGUACGGGACUGUAACAACCAAUUGGAUAUCACCAGACAAAGGGGUAUAAAGUUUUUCUUUUAAGAAAUAAAAAGAUUUGUCAUUAAAAAAUGUAAAUGUAGUACCUUUUAUUGUGGCAUAAACACAACUAAUCAUGAUGUUUUAAUCUGAUUGUCCAACAAUCACUUCAAAAGGGCUCCUUUAGCCUAUUAGUCUACUCGUGCACAAUCAUCCACUCAAAAUAUAUUUCCAGCCUCCAAACAGUAGUGAAUAGAAAGAGACACAAAACACCACAAAGUGUAAUGACAUUUUGACAAUUGUCAUGAGGCCAGAUUUUAUGCGCCCACUGCUGUUCGUUAGCGUCUUGGUGUCGGCCAUUCAUCUCUGCCUUGGCAAAAUUUCAGUGUUCUUGUCGAACCACAUCGCAUUUUUGGAGCGUAGGCUAUCCCAACCGUUCAAGUCCAUUUGCUCAUUUUUCAUGCCUCUGACAUGCGGUAGCCUAUUGAUAAAUAAUGGUGUAAUGGUUCUUGAAAAAAAAAAUUUGAAAUAUUGUGACAGGCUCAUGUUUUACCAGUACCCCACUAUUUAUUUUGCUGGGACGCCAUACUGGACCGUACCGUCUUGCUUUCAUCCCUGGCUAUAGCACAUACAGUAUACGACCAGACUUGGUAGAAAUGUGAGGGGGGUUCGAAGCUAAUCAUAAAACCAGCGCUUGUAAAAGGGAGACAAAAAACAUGACAUGAGACACUUUCAAGCUCGAACGUUUGCAACAUCAGCCACCAUGUGUUUUCUCUAAGAGCAAUCAUCCUGCUUUUUAACCACGAGCGGAAAUCCUUAAAAUGAGCUGGAAAGUGUCUGAAUUGACACCCUAUUCCCUAAAUAAGCCCUGGUCAAAAGUAGUGCACUAUGUAGGGAAUAAUGUGCCCUUUCAGACAGUCCCAUGCUCUCCUUUACUAAAAGCGCUUCCAUCGUUAUGUUGACGUAAUGAACACAGUCACUUUUGAACAAAUCGAUACUUUUGUUAUUGUUUUUACAUAAAGGGAACUAGGAUAUGGGGACUACAAGAGGAGUUAAGAGUUUUUGAAAUUCAUACCUCCACCAUGGGUGUGCAGGUAUGUGUUCUGGUGGUCGUUUGUCUGUUUGUAUUUGUGUCUGAGAAAACGUAAAUAAUAUAUUCGCCGGGCUGAGCUGUGUAAAUGUAUUGCAAAAAAGAGCAUGGAAGAAGAAAUACAACUAUAUUCCAGACGUUCAAUAUACUGUGUAUUGCAAAGAUUCAAACAGACUUUCAUGAACUACAGUGUUCCGCUUUGUUUGUCCUCCAGAAGAUAACUACUUUACAAAUGUCUUUUCAUUUUUGUCAAAAUUCUUGACAAUUGUGUGUGUGUUGUUAAUGUUAUUUAGCUUCCUGUGUCCAACUGUAGAUUUACAAUAUGUGCCAAACAUCAUAUUCAUUCAUUCAUUCAUUCACUUUGUAUCAUUCCAUGCACAUUUUUUCAUUGCAUGAAGCAAUAUGGCAAAGAAAUACAGUGAAACUUGUAAUGAACAUAGACUUGCUAUACAGUAUGUAUUUUUCAAGUGACAAAUGGCCUUUAGUAAGACAAUAGAGUUGAUGGCACAAUAACGAGGCUUUGGAGGUAAGACUUAAUUGAAUACUGUUAAAUAUUUGGAAAUAUUUUCAUAAUGAAUUGCUAAAGAGUUAACGCUUAACCCUCGUUAAGGGGGGCUAUAUGGAUGACUUAAGUAUUUAAGGAUGGUCUUAGCGACAAAGGCUUUCUGAUAGCGAACGCUAACUAUAAAAGCUUCAUGAUAGUUUGUCAGAGAAACAAUUUAAAAAAAUGGUGGGGCCUCUGAAGCAAUGUUUCAGAAGACCCGGCAGUAGAAUCCAGGAAUGCAAAUUGGUGCAAUUCCAACUUUAACCAUGGAUCCUUAGUUAAAUGACAUUUUAGAAAACCUCAGAAUUAUGAGCUCCAAACAGCUCAUAAAAAGGCAUUAUGUACGUAAUCACUUUGUGUGGUCCGACAAAUUAAUUAUUUUAUGUAUCCUUACUUUAGCGAUAUGACCCUUUCUGAGCCUUCACGUCAGUUGCGAUCAAGGUGAUAACAUUUGUUUUGUUUUUAUAAUAAUCUCCAAUUUAUUUCCAUUUUUUCAUCCCUUGAGGCAUGGGAUUAUUGAAACUGCCACUCAAUGUUACAGCUCAUUGCAAUCCACCCUCUGUGACUUGUUUUUGUUCUACCACAGUGGCAUAAGGGCCUAAUUUGAGAUAGUAGACAACUUUAAUAUAUAACAUUUCUGAAGCUGGCAAGAUAUUGGGUACUGGAAAGCAAAUUGAGGGCAAUUUGUAACAUUUGGUUAAUCAGAUGUGACUAAAAAAAAGCUUGUGAAUCAGGUUCUACUGUACAUUUCAAAAGCACAUGAUGAUAUUAACAACAAAUCAAUAAAUGGCUAUAUUGUGUACCAUUCACAAAUCACCUCAGUAUAUGAAUCCACAUGUACUAGAUGUAUCUAACUGCAAGCUAAUAAAGACAAAUAUAACUUGGG